This is a messenger RNA of Nelumbo nucifera (sacred lotus), 3313 nucleotides long. NCBI's taxonomy places the organism in Eukaryota, Viridiplantae, Streptophyta, Magnoliopsida, Proteales, Nelumbonaceae. The record is from RefSeq and is a predicted model, not a curated record.
GGCUGGCGAUCCAGAGAAGAAAGCUUUUACUCUAUCUUUGCAAGUGUCGUCAAUAAUCGUCAAUCGUAGGUGGUAAGCAGCAAUCCUUAGUUCUUACCAGAAGAAACCAAACCACAAGAUGUCAACUGGUUCAGCUGGUCAAAACUCAAAACAUGAAUAAAAAGCUAAUUUUUCAGUUAAAAUCCAAGUGUACUUUCUGUACCCAAAAAGAAAAUCCCCCUUUUCUAAUAUUUUUGUUUCUUUUCUCUUUGUGAGGGAGAAGAUGAUGAUAUUCGUAGGUCAAAUAUUCAUUUGCUUUACCUUUGAAAAUUGUUCUUAAAUCUUAGGUUUAACCAUUACGAAAUCCGGAAUGAGUCUACCCAUCCAAUCAUCCGUCAAAGUCAAUUCACGUCUGAACGUGUAUUCCUUCUUCCCAAGUCUCAACUCAACCAUGAUCAGGACCCACGAGUUCUUCCCAACCAUUAGCAGCUGAAAAAAUUAAUUUGGGCAAGACGAAACUCUACCCAGAAUUCAAAUUCAGCUUUUAUAUAUUUAUAUUUGUUAAUGCCUUUUCUUUUUCAACUUCACGGCUUCCUACUCCAUUCCCAUUAAAUUACGCCCCUUAAAACAUUGAAAUAAGGCUCCCUCUCUUUUGAAACUUCCGCAAGUCAACCAUGCCGACUGUCGAGUUCGGCCUUUCAAUAAUAAAAAUAGUAAAAAACUGCCCACCCUUGCAUUGUUUUGUGGUGUUGUCCACACAGAAGCCGCAGUCGGUUCCAGCUGUGGAGUUGAAAGAAAGACAAACAAUAUAUACAUGUGAAAUUUUAAGAUUAUCAGAGAGAGGGAGACAGAGGGGCUGGGAGAGAUUGGUGGGUAGUCGUUAAUCAAUCUGCAGAGUUGAGGAAGGCAGAAGGGGGGAUUCUCGUUCUUGCUGUUUCUCUUUGACUGUGCGGACUGCAGACAGAUGGGUGGUGUUCUUGCCAUUUUUCUCCUGUUUGCUCACUUGCUGCUGCUUCCUGAUACUUCGUCUUCGUCUCCCUUAUGCACUGAUUCAAGGGCACCUGUUACUCUGAAGACGCCUCUGGCAUUCUGUCCAUACAAUGGAAGCGUCUGCUGCAACUCUACGAAAGAUCUGCAGCUGCAGAAACAAUUUGAGGCCAUGAACGUCUCGGAUCCUGCCUGUGCUUCUCUUCUGAAAUCGAUUCUCUGUGCGACAUGUGAUCAGUUCUCUGCAGAGUUAUUUAGAAUUGAAUCAGAGCCUCGGUCAGUUCCUGUUCUUUGCAAAUCUACUAUCUCAGCAAAUGCAUCCCAAUCUAGUAGUGCAGUGAAUGAUUUUUGUGGAAAGGUCUGGGACACAUGCCAAAAUAUAUCUGUGUUAAAUUCCCCAUUUACCACCUCACUGGAAAGUAGGGAUGGAGUACCGGGUAAUUCAACUUUUUCCAAACUAUCCAACCUAUGGAAGUCAAAAAGUGAUUUUUGUGAUGCAUUUGGUGGAGCUUCUGCUGAUGGAUCAGUGUGUUUUGAUGGUCAACCUGUUUCACUAAAUAAUACUGAUACUCUAAGUCCUCCAAAUGGUGUAUGCCUUGAGAAAAUUGGGAAUGGAUCUUACCUUAACAUGGUUGCUCAUCCUGAUGGGUCCAACCGUAUCUUCUUGGCUGACCAGAAAGGUAAAAUAUGGCUGGCAACUGUUCCUGAAGAGGAAACUGGGGGAAUAUUAGGGAUUGAUGAAUUAAAUCCUUUUCUAGAUCUAACAGACGAAGUACAUUUCGAUAUUGAGUUUGGUCUAAUGGGAUUGGCAUUUCAUCCGGACUUCACAAAAAAUGGUCGCUUCUUUGUCUCAUUCAAUUGUGAUAAGGUUAAAACGCCAGGAUGCUCUGGAAGAUGUUCAUGCAAUUCAGAUGCCAACUGUGAUCCUUCGAAGCUUAGUCCUGAUAAUGGGGCUUCUCCAUGCCAGUAUCAUAGUGUGAUCUCAGAAUAUACUGCUAAUGGUACUGCAUCCGAGGUUUCCUUGGCAACAAGGGCCAAUCCAAUAGAAGUGAGAAGGAUAUUUACAAUGGGCCUGCCAUUCACAUCUCAUCAUGCAGGGCAGAUUCUCUUUGGACCUGCAGAUGGGUAUCUAUACUUUAUGAUGGGGGAUGGAGGAAAUAGUGGUGAUCCUUACAAUUUUUCUCAAAACAAGAAAUCCUUGCUAGGAAAAAUUAUGAGGCUUGACAUAAAUAAUAUACCAAGUGCAAAGGAAAUUGAUGCCCUUGGACUAUGGGGAAAUUACUCCAUCCCUAAAGAUAAUCCAUUUUCUGAAGACAAGGAGUUGCAGCCUGAGAUUUGGGCCCUGGGAUUUAGAAAUCCUUGGCGCUGCAGUUUUGAUUCAGAAAGGCCUUCAUACUUUCUCUGUGCAGAUGUCGGCCAGGAUCGAUACGAAGAGGUGGAUAUUAUCACAAAGGGUGGAAACUAUGGAUGGCGUGUUUAUGAGGGCCCCUAUCUUUACAAUCCUCCAAAAUCUCCUGGAGGAAAUACGUCUGUGAAUUCAAUAACUCCUAUCUUCCCUGUAAUGGGAUAUGAUCACUCUGCUAUAGAUAAGAAUGUAGGAUCUGCAUCAAUUACUGGUGGCUACUUCUAUAGGGCCAUGACUGAUCCAUGCAUAUAUGGAAGUUAUCUGUAUGCGGAUCUAUAUGCUGGUAAUAUGUGGGCUGGUAGUGAGACCCCAGAGAACAGUGGGAACUUCACUACCCACCUUAUAUCUUUCAAUUGUGCUCGUGACUCUCCAAUCCAAUGCACUGCUGGAUCAGGAAGCGCUUUGCCUGCUUUGGGUUACAUAUUCUCAUUUGGUGAGGAUAACAAAAAAGAUGUCUACAUAUUAGCCAGCAGCGGGGUUUACAGAGUUGUUCGUCCAAGUCGCUGCGGUUACACAUGCUCGGAGGAAAAUUCUACAGCUCCUGGAACUUCUCCAACCCCUUCAUCUGGGAGUUGGUUGGUUGUCCCAUUCAACAAUCUGGUGCAGUUCUGUUGUUCAUUGUUGGUUGUACUGGGUCUUGUAUUGUGAGCUCAAGUUAGGUUGUUGAUUUGUUCUCCAGUUGUAACAGUGUCAUAUCAUCUACUCAACUCAACUAAACUCGGCCUUAAUCCCAAUAUUUGGGAUCAGCUACAUCAUGAAUCUUGUCUCAAUUUUUGCCUUUCAAGAGCCAUGUUUUGUGUCAAGUUACAAGACCUUGGAUCAUUUUUUUAAUUAAUUCAAACCAUGUUUCCUUUGGUCUUUCCUUUGCUCUUUUAGGGCCUUCUCCUACUCGCACCAAUACAUUAACUUCGUCUUAUCACCAAGGUCUCUAUUUUUGGAUUA